UUGUCUUAUGCUUACUGAACAAUAGUAAGAGUCCAAUUCAAUUAAACGCUGUAUUCAUACUAACAAAAAGAGCUAUGAGCAUACAACAAAGGAAUAGCCUGAACUUAUAAAACACGCCAUUUAUUACUGGACAUAAAGGUAAUAUGCAGACUAGAGGGAAAAAACUGUGUGUAACAUCUCACAAUAUAAAGUGCAGACAAUUGUAAUAGUAUUGUACAACACAUCCUAUUGUAACAUUUAGCAACACAAAGAGUUCAAAGAAAACAUUGACAAUGGAAUUGACAUCUUCUUAUCGUGGGCUACACCUAAAUAUUUCCUAUGGCAGUAAAGUGAAAAUGUAAUUGUGAUAGCAUUUUAUUAUUAUGAUAUGUCAGUAACAAAAGUGUCUCUUGUCCAGUGAUCUUAUGUUCUGGUGAGCUUAAGUAUAAUAUGUUUUAUUUUAGGGCAAUUCCCAAAUAGGAACCAACGGCAACUACUUCCAGACAGGUAGAACCAAGCAAGUACCAGCUACUAAUUUUGAUACAUAAACCAUACCUAGUAACAGAAUAUGAUGCUUAAUCCUCAGUUCAUUAUAAUGAUAAUGAACAAUAAUACUAUUUCAUUAUAAUGAUUAGAGCAAUUAAUAUUCUCUACUUUUCUUAGCAGCUCGAAGGACAAAUAACAAUGAACAGAACAUGGGUGAACAACUUCAUCAUUAAAGGCAUAACUGAUAUCCCUGAACUGCAGGCUCCCAUUUUCAUGCUGGUUCUAGCAAUUUAUUUUAUAAUUAUUACUGGCAACUCUAUCAUUUUCUAUUUAAUCUGUGUGGACCCCAGGCUGCACAAUCCUAUGUAUUUCUUCCUAAGCAAUUUAUCAGUAUUAGAUAUGUGCUACACCACAGUCACCAUGCACGAAGUCUUGGUAUCCUAUGUAUCAGGAAGAAAGAGUGUUUCUUUUUCAGGUUGUAUUGCUCAGAUGUAUUUUUGUGUUUCAUUCCUAUGCUGUGAGUUUUUGCUGCUGACAGCCAUGAGUUAUGAUCGUUUCUUAGCCAUCUGCAAUCCAUUGCAUUAUUUAAUUAUCAUGAGCAACAAAAUGUGUGUUAAAUUAAUGUCUGCAUGUUGGAUUUUGGGAUUUUUAAUAGUCGUACCUGUGAUUUCUCUUAUAUUUGAAAUUUCCUGUUUUCAGUCAAAUGAAAUCAAUCACUUUUUUUGUGAUCUGUUGGCCCUAAUGAAGCUAUUGUGCAGUAGUGCAUUCACUAUGGAACAUUUACUCUACAUUCAAUCGAUUUUCAUUGGAUUUGUUCCACUUUCUCUUACAGUAUUAUCAUAUGUCAGUAUUAUCAGAACUAUAUUCAAAGUUCAAUCAAGUGGAGGAAGACUUAAAGCCUUUUAUACAUGUUCCUCACACCUUACAGUUGUCUUUAUUCUUUAUGUGACCAUUUUUUGUUUGUAUAUGAGGCCAGCACCAACUUUCAACCUAGACUCUGACAAAUUCAUUUCACUGUUGUAUACAACUUUAACACCCAUGCUAAAUCCUAUUAUAUAUAGCUUAAAGAAUAAAGAUGUGAAAGCAGCAUUCAAAAAAUGUGUACAAAAAAGAGUGCAAUUCAGGAAAUCUGUCGUCUUUGUGGCAAGAUAAUUUGUUUUGCUAAAUGUAUAAACAUGAUAACUAUGCCUAUGUAUUCUUCAGUAAGUGAAUGCACACACACACACAUUUGGAAGUAUAUAAAAACAAUUAAAACAUUUUGCUUUUUGCAACAAGCCUGACUGCUACAAAA
Xenopus laevis (African clawed frog) is the source of this 1756-nucleotide messenger RNA. Its product is annotated as olfactory receptor 1019. Bases 664 to 1617 code for a protein of 317 amino acids. The record is from RefSeq and is a predicted model, not a curated record. Lineage: Eukaryota; Metazoa; Chordata; Amphibia; Anura; Pipidae. The transcript has a single exon.